Messenger RNA from Rotaria sp. Silwood2, 2304 nucleotides. Lineage: Eukaryota; Metazoa; Rotifera; Eurotatoria; Philodinida; Philodinidae. The record is from the annotation of a GenBank genome assembly.
AUGUGGUCGAAAUCUUUUAUCAGUGAAUAUACAACAUUUGAUGCUCAAUAUGCUAUUGAAUUGCUUCAUUCACUUGGUUCAGUAUUUGAUAAUAAUUAUUCAACAAAUGAAAAUCUUCGAAAUGUCAUGAUCGAAUUAGCUAAACGAGAUAAUAAAUGUUUUUAUCAAUUGGCAUUACAUGUUUAUAAAAAACUUCAAAGAAAUAAUUCAUUUGAUUUAACAACUGUUUUUAAUGAUGAAGAAUUCAAUGCUAUCUACGAUUUUCGUAAGAGAGAUGAAGAAAACCCAGACAAAACUCAAUUAUAUGACGUGGCUGCUGUUCAUGUUACUCCAACUUCAAUACGUAUUAUGCCAUUAGAACCAACACAAGGACAUCGUGCUCUUCGACAUAAAGCUUUCAAUGGUAUUAAUGAUUUUUGUCUUGUAUACUUGAAACCAGAUCCACCAGCUAAAUAUGUUAAUAAAUGUAAUCAAUUCAAAAAUGUUUUUGAAUCAGGCAUUGAAAUUUGCAAUAAUCGUUACCAUUUUCUUGGUGUAUCGAAUUCUCAAUUACGUGAACAUAGUUAUUGGUUUAUAAGAGCAACAUCUCUAACAGAAGCUCAUCAAAAACGACAAAAAUUAGUUAAUUGUAAUGGCAUCACUAAUAUUGGCAAAUAUGUAGCACGAUUAGGUCUAUGGUUUACUAAGAGUAAUCCGACUGGAAUUAAACUUACAUACAUUUCGGAUAAACAAGAAUUCAAUUCAAGAGUUGAACAAGGAGAUAUGUGUGUAACAGAGAUAGAUGAUAUAAAACGAAAUGAUUAUUAUUUCACAGAUGGAAAUGGAUUGAUGUCCAAAGGUUUGGCAAGAAUAAUUGCUGAACGACUUGAUUAUCUUGUUAAAUACGAACAGAAUGAAUUAUAUCCCUCUGCUUAUCAAAUUCGAAUGGCUGGUUGUAAAGGUGUUGUUAUUAUCGAUCCUGAAUCGACUUUAAAUCAAUUCUACAUUAAAAUUCGUCCAUCAAUGAAUAAAUUCGACUAUGAUGAAUGGGAUUUAGAUAUAUGCGAAGAAAGUCGACCGAUUCCAACUCGACUUAACAAUCAAAUCAUUAUACUAUUGUCGGAUCUUGGCAUACCCAACUCGGUAUUUCUUGAACUACAAGAUAAAUGGUUCAUGAAUAAAAAACAACCACCACAUAAUAAACAAAAUCUUCUUAAAAACAAGUUACCUUUACCUGUGAAUGAAUGUCGAUAUAUGUUUGGGUGUACAUUAGAAUCAAAACUUGAGUCAGGACAAUGUUUUAUUAGGUAUCAAGUUGUUGAUGUUGAUGGAAAACCACUUAAGAAUCCAGAAUUUAAAACAGUUGUCGGACCAGUUAUUAUUACAAAAAAUCCUUGUCCGUAUGCCGGCGAUAUUAUGCAAUUGGAAGCUGUCGAUUUACCUGAACUUGAUUGUCUCAAAGAUGUAAUUGUCUUUUCGACUAAAGGCAAUCGACCAGAUUGUAAUAAAAUUGCUGGAUCUGAUCUUGAUGGUGAUCAAUACUUUGUUUAUUGGGGCCAACAAUUACAACUUUCUGAAACAAUUGAACCUCUUGAAUAUAAAACACAAUCACCAAGUGUUAAUUCGACAUGUAUUACUUCUAAUGAUGUUAUAAACUAUUGUCUGUCUUUGUUGGGUGCUACAAGUUAUGGUGAAAUUUAUAAUUUACAUGCUAUUGUUGUUGAUAAAAACCAAGAAAAUCAUGCAAAACGUACAUGUCAGAAAUUAGCUAUUGAAAUGGCAGAGAUGUUUUCUGCUGCUAUCGAUUCUGGUAAAACAGGAUAUCAAAUAAAUAAAGAUCGUAUACUAGAAAUUCGAAAAAUUGUUGGUAAUAUAUAUCCAGAUUUUCUAAUGAAAAAACCUUCCUAUCAAUCUCAAUCAAUUUUGGGUAUACUUUAUCGUAAGGCACUUGAUUUCAAAAAUCAAAAUCCAAAAUUAUUCGAAGGUCAAGAGAUGGAUGACUCAAGAAAUCCUUCUACUAAAUGUAACGGAAAGAAUUUUCGUUUUUAUGUGAAAGUUCGUACUGCAUUAAAUGUUGAUCCACACAUCAUUUAUCAAGAAUUAUAUUCGAUCUUUGGUAAUAAUGUCCCACCUAAAAUUAUAAUUGAACAAUGGUCUGAUUCUUAUAAAAAAAAGGACGCAAAUGCUACACUAUUGAUGGAAUCAUCAACUAAUGCAUCAGUUGAAGAUACAACAGAAGUUUCUUCACUUAUUGAUACUAAUCUACAUAUCACAAUUGAUGAAACACAAGAAAAUUUUAAUGUGAAUUCUGAUACAAACGAAUAA